GCAAUAGCUCAGUAACUUCCUAGAAAGCUGUAAACUAUGGUACAUUUCAAUAUGUUGUUCAAGAGGUACCAGUUGGCCCACUUCCUUAUCUGUGUCAGCAUAGCUGUUGUGGCAGUUGAAUUUGCUGAAGGAACAUGCACUAAAGGAGCCAUCAGAUAUGAUCCAGAAUACAGUAAUACAGUUGUACAGAUAUGUUUUAAUAAUAGAUGGGGAUACAUCUGUACAGACAAUAAUAAAGAAACCAGGCAAAGAAUAGCUAACAUAAUCUGCCAACAGAUGGGAUAUUCUAGACACUCUGAAUCUGAUACUGGCAUCACUCGGAUAAGAUUAAAUCCUGCUCCUAAACCUAGUUUUAUUGGAUGGAUUUAUUGUUCAGAUAAACCAAUUCCACAGCAGAGCAUUUUAGAUUGCUCGCAUCAAGUUUAUAGCUAUCGCUAUCGGCCCAAUCUGACAUGUCCUAACUACUAUAUUGCUGCCAGUAAUUGUAUCAAUACCUCAGUCUGUCAAAAUGGACAGAUACAAUUACUUGAUACUAAUGCUGUAUUGCUGUGUGUAAAUGGAGAGUGGUAUGCAUUAUGUAGUACAACAUGGUCCUCUACUCAAGCACAAGUUGUAUGUAGACAAUUAGGAAAGAAUACAAAAGGAGCUAUCACAGUCCCAGUGCCUGCCAAUUAUUCAGUAUUACCAGCUAAUUUUGAAUGUCAUGGGAAUGAAAAGUUUCUUUGUAACUGCACAGAUUCAGACAGCCAGUACACCUGUAGUAAUUCUUUUACUGAAACUGUAGCUGGUGUUAUGUGUCAAGAUUUGCCUGGUCCUCCUUCAAAUCUUACUGUCAAUAACCAACAGUCAGAUAUUAUAUUACAUUGGGAAUAUACUGAUGAUGCUAAUGGUGUGUCCAAUUUCAGUGUUUACUGUAAACAUAACAAGAUUGUUGAUCCUCAGCUGCACUUGAAUAUCAAAACUGAGCUAAGCUUGCUGACAAAGAACAACAGUGCAGCACUGAUUGGUUUAUUAGCCAAUACUGUGUACACAUGCUGUGUGUCUGCUGUAUUCCCUUAUAUGGAGACUGAAUCGACAUGCAUUAAUGUAACAAAAGGGUUUCAAGAAGCUGGCUCUAGCAAUUCUUCUACAUUAUCAUCUACUCCUGCUGCUACUGCUACUGUAGCAUCAUCAUCAUCAAAUGGAGCUAUCUCAUGGAUUGGUGGAAUAUUCAUUGGUAUCAUUAUCAGUGCAGUGUUUGUUAUUAUCUUACUAUUGAUUAUCAAAAUUGUCAUUACAAGAAGAAGUAAAGACAAACAAUUUAAGCCUAACAAAAGGUCAUCAUUACAAAGUGAUAAUGUAAAUGUCACAUCCACUGUUUACCAUCAGUCAAGAGGUCAGACUCAGAAUAUUGGGAUUUAUUCUGAUCUGUCGCAAAAUCAAUUUGAGCCGUUUUCCAAUGGGAGGGAUCCUGCAAUUCCUGAUGCUAAUGAUUAUGAGAGUCCUAUUGAUGUGAAUAUAAUGACUGUUAAUGGUGAUCCAGUUUAUUCUCUGGCUGAAACUGAGGAAGAAACUGAUAACUAUGACAAGUUACAAAGGAAUUAACUUCGUCAUGAAAAUAUUAAUAAUCAUUUUAUAUUCCAUCAACUAUUUUAUAAUUUUGUUGCUAUUAUAAUGCAUAGCUAAUACAAAUGGUAUAAAUUAA
This is a messenger RNA of Amphimedon queenslandica, 1684 nucleotides long. RefSeq lists its product as uncharacterized. Lineage: Eukaryota; Metazoa; Porifera; Demospongiae; Haplosclerida; Niphatidae. Gene Ontology annotation, molecular function: protein binding. Gene Ontology annotation, cellular component: membrane. The transcript is spliced from 7 exons. The record is from RefSeq and is a predicted model, not a curated record. The coding region runs from base 37 to 1584 and encodes 515 amino acids.